UCCGAAUUCUGAGUUUUAACAGCCAAUUAAGCAUCGAGUAGAAAAAGAAACGCUACCCAUUUUAAGUUUUUACUGUCGCUUCACAAUCACACACUUCACCUCACUGCUCAUUCUCCGCUCGUACAUUAUAUUAUCUCUGUGAUUGCUCACUCCUACAUUAUUUUUUUAAAUCUUGCUUUCAGCAUAACCAUGUUUUGAGGUUAUUGCCGGACGGGACAACUACCAGUUGUUGCGCUUCUCUGAAGAUUUUCAGAGGGAUAGAGAGAGAGAGCAAGUUCGAAUCCUUGAUGGUGUCGGGUUCGCUCAGAAUCUUGUGAGCUAGCUUAUACUCGCAUUCACAGCUCAAGUGUACUGUAAUAAGGUACUUACUAAGGCCAAAGUAUCUGCAUUGGUGUGCGCUUGUCGCAGGUGUACUCCAUAAGAGAGCGUGAUGGGUUCUAGAUUCCCAUCUCACCAGCUCAGCAAUGGGCUAUACGUGUCAGGACGGCCUGAGCAGCCAAAAGAAAGGACACCAACAAUGAGUUUUGUUGCCAUGCCUUAUACUGGUGGUGACAUCAAGAAGUCUGGAGAACUUGGGAAAAUGUUUGAUAUCCCUGUGGAUGGCUCAAAGUCAAGGAAAUCAGGACCUUUAACUAGUGCUCCUUCAAGAACUGGAUCAUUUGUGGGAAAUGUUUCACAUUCAGGACCUAUAAAUCCUAAUGCUUCUGGCAGGGCCAGUCACUCAACCUCGGGUCUUGUUUCAUCAAUGAUGGUGACUGGUUCAGCUUCAAUGAAGAAAUCAACUUCUGGCCCUCUUAACAGGCAUGGGGAACCUAUGAAAAGGUCAUCUGGACCUCAAUCGAGCAUAGCAACUGGCCGCCAAUCAGGACCUCAACUGCCAGUUCUCCCAACAACUGGUCUUAUUACUUCUGGCCCCAUCUCUUCUGGCCCUCUGAAUUCUUCUGGGGCACCAAGAAAGGUCUCUGGUCCAUUGGAAACAAUGGGCUCUAUGAAAAAGCCUGGUCCUGGUACUGUUAACAACCACGCUGUGACAACUCUUAGCCAACAUGAUGAAUUCUCCUUCAGGAGAAACUUCCCAAAACCUAUCUUAUGGGCAAUGGUUUUGCUAUUUGUCAUGGGCUUCAUUGCGGGUGGGUUUAUUCUAGGUGCAGUGCACAAUGCUGUGCUCCUAGUUGUUGUCAUAGUUCUAUUUGGCAUUCUUACUGUCCUCUUCACAUGGAAUUCUUGCUGGGGAAGAAGAGCUAUUAUACGUUUCAUUGCUAAAUAUCCAGAUGCUGAAUUAAGAACUGCAAAAAAUGGAGAAUAUGUCAAGGUUUCUGGGGUGGUGACCUGCGGAAACGUUCCUCUUGAAUCGUCCUUCCAAAGGGUUCCUAGGUGUGUGUAUACAUCUUCAAGUUUGUACGAGUAUCGAGGUUGGGGUUCCAAAGCUGCAAAUCCAACACAUCGUCGUUUUACAUGGGGACUCAGAUCAUCAGAAAAGCAUGUAGUCGACUUCUACAUCUCCGAUUUUCAGUCUGGAUUGAGAGCAUUGGUUAAGACUGGGUAUGGAUCAAAGGUCACACCUUAUGUGGAGGAAUCUGUGGUUGUUGAUAUCAACCCUUUGAACAAGGAUUUAUCUCCAGACUUCAUCCGGUGGUUGCGAGAGAGGAAUCUUUCAAGCGAUGACCGCAUAAUGCGAUUGAAGGAAGGGUAUAUCAAAGAAGGAAGCACAGUGAGUGUAAUGGGGGUGGUGCACAGGACUGAGAAUGUGCUUAUGAUUGUGCCUCCCCCAGAACCAGAACCAUUAACAACAGGAUGCCAGUGGAUGAAAUGCAUCUUUCCAGCUAGCCUUGAGGGGAUUAUUUUGAGGUGUGAAGACGCGUCGAGAGCUGAUGUCAUACCUGUUUGAUUCUCAGUAUCCAGUGUAAAAUUCAAUUUUUUUUUCUGUGAUUUGUGCUAUGAUGAUAGUUGUGUGGUUGCAGUAUAUAUAGUGAUAAUGACACUAUGGUAGUAUGCAAUUGAUGAUGAUGCAUGCUUAAGGAUGGUAGAACAUUGCUUGUUUGAACAUAGUGGAUGAAUAUCUAAUUUCUGUAUAGCUCAAGUAGGGUUUUUGUCAUCUAUGUUUACUCUCAAAACAUUUAUGAUUUUGUAAUGGUCAUUUUUUUUAAUGCAAAAUUCUUACCAGUUGAA
Ipomoea nil (Japanese morning glory) is the source of this 2169-nucleotide messenger RNA. RefSeq lists its product as uncharacterized. Lineage: Eukaryota; Viridiplantae; Streptophyta; Magnoliopsida; Solanales; Convolvulaceae. The coding region runs from base 431 to 1888 and encodes 485 amino acids. The transcript is spliced from 5 exons. The record is from RefSeq and is a predicted model, not a curated record.